Episyrphus balteatus (marmalade hoverfly) is the source of this 1386-nucleotide messenger RNA. It is a transcript of the gene Tbp, whose product is annotated as TATA-box-binding protein. Gene Ontology annotation, biological process: DNA-templated transcription initiation. The record is from RefSeq and is a predicted model, not a curated record. NCBI's taxonomy places the organism in Eukaryota, Metazoa, Arthropoda, Insecta, Diptera, Syrphidae. The transcript has 4 exons. Bases 317 to 1261 code for a protein of 314 amino acids. Gene Ontology annotation, molecular function: RNA polymerase II general transcription initiation factor activity; DNA binding.
GCCAAACGUAUUUUUGUCGCCUCUAAAGCAAAGCGGUGUUGCUAGUAUAAAAAAAAAAGAAAAUUCCGCCACAAAAUAAAAUUAAUAAUUUAUCUUGCACGCGUAAUCAAAAAUUAAUAAAUUUAACAAAAAACAAACAUUAAAACUCCAACGAAACUAUACAUUCUAAAUUUUGUAUCAAAUUUUCAUUACAUUAUGCUGAAUUUUGAUAAAAUUUUCCCUCCAUUGAAUUAGUACCAAAAAAAAAAAACAACAAAAAAUAGUAUAGCGUUUCUUAUAUCCCGUUCCUUGAACUUGUUGUCACUUCAGCAAAAAUAUGGAUCAAAUGCUAAGUCCCGGGUUUUCGAUACCCAGUAUCGGAACUCCACUCCAUCAGCCCGAGGCUGAUCAACAAAUUGUUCCGAAUCCAGUUUACCAUCCCAUUGGUCAAAUGGGCAGCUCUCCAAUGGGUGGCAAUGGACAAAAUAACAUGAACAAUUAUGGCAACGAACUGAGUUCGAUGGGAAUGCCCUCGUUAAUGUCCGCACCACAGAAACAAAUGCAAUCCUAUCAGCCAAGCUAUUCAACUCCCCAGAGCCUUAUGCAGCCACAAACACCUCAAAGUCUUAUGUCACCAAUGGUCCCGAUGAGUGAACGUGUCGAGAAUAUAAGCAACAUCCACCAGACAAUGGGUCCAGCGACUCCCAUGACCCCAAUGACGCCCGGUUCAGCUGAUCCUGGCAUUGUUCCACAAUUACAGAACAUUGUCUCCACCGUCAAUCUGAACUGCAAGUUGGAUUUGAAGAAAAUCGCCUUGCAUGCGCGUAAUGCUGAAUACAAUCCGAAACGUUUUGCCGCUGUUAUCAUGCGGAUACGUGAGCCCCGCACAACUGCGCUUAUCUUCUCAUCGGGAAAAAUGGUGUGCACGGGGGCAAAAAGCGAAGACGAUUCUAGAUUAGCUGCUCGCAAAUACGCGCGAAUUAUUCAAAAAUUAGGUUUUACGGCAAAAUUCUUAGAUUUUAAAAUACAAAACAUGGUCGGAAGUUGCGAUGUUAAAUUUCCUAUUCGUCUUGAGGGCUUGGUCCUAACUCACGGCACUUUCAGCUCCUAUGAACCAGAAUUAUUUCCUGGUCUCAUUUAUCGUAUGGUGAAGCCGAGAAUUGUAUUGCUUAUUUUUGUGUCGGGCAAAGUUGUUCUAACUGGAGCCAAAGUAAGACAAGAGAUCUACGAAGCAUUCGAGAAGAUCUUUCCGAUUCUAAAGAGUUUCAAGAAACAAUCGUAGCGGAUUCACCACCAACACAGGUCUAGUUUUAGCUUUAAGUCUUUUUACUUAAUUAUAAUGUUUCAUUGAAUGUAACGAAAUUAAAAAAAAAACGAAUUACAAAAAAAAAAACAAACAUUUCCUGA